UGCAUUGCUUUGCACAUAGUCACGACUCGCGCACCGUUCUUAACGUUCGACUCGUCCAGUGGAGUAAAAUAGAGAAACGAAAUCGGUAUCGUUACAGAAACGUUUUUUUUUUUUUCUAGAUAUAAACGCGCGCGUAUAUAAACAUAAUAUACGUCCUUAUCCGAAAUCGAAUUUAUAAAUUCCCGCCAGUUGCCGACCGACGUGCAUACCGGUAACAAUCUUUCAGUGCGAAUUGAUGAUAAUAAUUUGAAUUUUGAAUUAUUUAUAUCGGUCCAUACGCAUAACGGUUCAUAAUAAUUUUAUUUUUUAUAAAAAUUGGAAUCGUAUUGAAAUUACAAUACGUAUACGGAAAGUGAAAUAUAAAAAAGUAUCGACAGACGGAAUUAAAGAAAAAUCGUGAUACGAUUGUUGGACGGAAAAAUCCGUCGAACUUCUUGGCAAAUCGUUCGCUCCGAAGAGUGAAACUCGUGUCGAUUCCAUAUUUAUUUAUUCUUUUUGUGACGCUUGCACGAUAUAAUAACCAUGGCUUUCAUGAUGCCUGUUGUAAAAAAUGAUUACAAUAUUUACAAAUCGAACCGGAACAGACGAGUUUCCGAGUGUUCAAACGACAAGACGUCCGGCUCGUCGGGCUCGUCGUGCGGCGGAACCAGGCGGGUGCACAGCGGUUCCCGGUCGGCGGACGGCCCGUCGCUGUCCACGUCGCCCGGCAGUGAUUUCAUGGUCGGCUCGCCAGCGCACCGGUCGCUCGGUGGAGUGUCCAGGCAGACAGCUUUCCACCAUGGCAGCCAGCAACACCACGGCAGCCAGCAGCACCAUCAUGGGGUGGCGUCCAGAAACUCGUCACGGAACUCACAGUCCAGCCUGCAGAGCCCCGCCAAGUCUUCGUCGUCGUCCUCGUCGCCGCCCAAGGUGUCGUCCACGUCGUCGCUCAACAUGUUCCACUCGAAGCUCGUCGACAAGCUCAGACGGUCGCUAACGUCCAAGUCCAAAGACAAUAGCACAUCGACGACGUCCAGCAAGGAUAUUGCGAGGAGAAGAUCCUGAGAUAUGGCCAAAGGUGACGACCAUCAACGGUCAGUACCAAAUCUGACUAGAUCAGCAAAAAGCCGGCCAGUAUCUAGUAUGGCCACGUCCUGUCCACUGGGCACCAAUAUUGCGCUAUGACAAAAUAAACAGUAAAAAAAUCAAGAAAACCUACAGCAAAUCAUAGUGUGCUCUUGCGUGCAAGGGUAAGUGCCGGCACUUUGUUUAGAAUAAUAAAUUAUUUAUUACACGAGUCGCAUCUCUAUUAAAAUGCUGAAUUUGUUUUUUUUCAAAUGGAUGCGUCGUGUGUUUUGGUUAAUAAUAGAGAGUAUUCUAAAAAAAAUGUAUAAAUAAUAGCCUAUUUUAAGUUGAUACCUAGCCUAUAUUAUAUAAAAAAAAAUUAUUAGUUACAUUUUAUAUGUACAUAUUAAUAUUGACAGCUUAUGGCUUAUCUCAGCAUUAUGGUUUAUUUUUAAUAUUAUUUUUUAGUUCUUUAUGAAUACUACUAUUUGAAAAGUAAAGAUGGUACCCGACUAAUUAUAACUUAAGCCUAUCAAUCAAUAGGGGACAAGGUCUUAUAACCUUAAUGUUUAAUGUAUUAUACUAUUGUUGAAAAUGUCUUGAUGUAUUAACAGUGAUCAAAAAAUGAGGGUUUUUAAAAUUAAGAUACUCUGAUAGUGUCAAAUAUAAAAUCAAUGCAAUUUAAAUACAAUUUUUAAUCCAACAGGAUUCUAGGCAAGAUUUAAAAUAAAUUACUUGGUAGGCUCUUAUUGUUCUUUCUUACCAACCCGCCUACUUUAGUGUAUAAAUUAAUGUAUAUAAUAUUAUAUCAAUAUGUAAUUUGGGGGUAAAAUUUCAUUCAAAAGCUUUUUUUUUAUAAAAUAUCACAGAUCAAAUAUUUUUAAGAUAUAUUGAAAAGUAUUUAUAUAGAAUAUUUUGGCUGCAAUAAUUUAUAACUCGCACUCCAUAAGUCUGAUUGACCAAAUAAAAUUAAAAAUACCAUAUCACAAAAUGUAUUCUUUUGCAAAUAAUUUUAAUGUAGUUUUCGUUCGUAAGGGGCAACAUAUGUCCUACCUGGAUACUCAAUGAUAGACUGUACUUAAAUUUGUUAGAUGUUCAUUAGGCUGUUACGUUGUAUCAUAAAGGGAAAAUUAUUUUAAUGGGUUGGUAAGUUAAGCCUGAUGCUCUGUUUUGUUUAUAAUAGGUAAAAAUUAAUCAACCAUAUAUAAUCUGUGAUACAUUUGUUACUAUUUUUUUAAGAUAUUCAGCUUUUAUCUUUAUUUAUCUAGGUAAAUAGGGUUUACUACAACAUGAAAAUAAAAACUGUUAUUGUUUUGGAGUUAGCUUAAAAAAAAAUACUAUUAUUACAUUGGGCGCCUGAUCGUUAAUUCUGAAUCAUUCACUUUCAAUGAACUAAACAAUAAGCAUUUUUCUGUCAUUUGAAUAUUAUGCAUUCUCUAACAAAAAAAGUGAAAAAACUGUCAUAAUACUUUUUAAUUUAUACACAUAUACUCUCUCAUAUAUACAAUUACUCAUCUAAAACAAAUAAUUGCCUUAAACAUAAUAAUUUUAACAUUGAUAGUUAUUUAAUAUAGUUUUAAUUAUUCAUUGUAAAUUGUAAUAGUCAUUUGGUUUUGAUAUUUAAAAAUCAAAGUACAAAAUAAUAACAAAAAGAAACUGUGUUACCAUUCAUUUUUUCAUUUUAAAAUGUAUGGAUAUCAUAAAUCUUGAUUUAAAUUGUUCAUAGCAUAACUUACUACAUCAUUAACUCAUACCUAAAUUUUAUUAUUAUACUUAUUUAUUUUUGAUGGCGCCCAAACAACAACAAAAACAAUACUUGUCUAGAAACCAUAAUAAGUUACAAUACUGAAUGUGAUAAUAACUUGUCCUUUGAAAUACAAUAGUCAAAAAUAUUUGUUACGUUUAAUUAUAUAUUUUGAUGAAAAAAAGAAACUAGUCUCUUUAUUUUUUUUAUUUUAUUAAGUUAUUUUCCUGAUACCAUAAUAAAUUUUAUCACCGGUUUUUUCCAAUAAAACAAAAUCAUUGAAUUAGACUGAUUGAUAGACUAAAUAUUGUACACAGUAUUAAUAUAUAACUGUUUUGGAACUUCAAAAAACUUGUACUUCAAAAUAUCUUACAAAAUUAUGCUGUUUUACACUUAAAUUAUUAUAACUAAAAAAAGAAAAUUGUUAAAUUAUCUUUAUUUACCUUAUUUAUUUAUGUUCUUCUGUCUGUACGCAAAAAAAAAGUAAUUCUGUAUAAGUCUAUUUUAUUGUAUAAGUGCCGGAAGAGAAAAAUGUAUUUUACAUUUUGAUUUGUAAAAAAAUUGUAAUAAAAUCCUUAAUUAAUAAAAUAUUAUUUUUUAUUGUUCAA
Molecule: messenger RNA, 3396 nt
Organism: Metopolophium dirhodum (rose-grain aphid)
Lineage: Eukaryota; Metazoa; Arthropoda; Insecta; Hemiptera; Aphididae
Exons: 2
Coding region: 523-1044 (173 amino acids)
Source: RefSeq, a predicted model, not a curated record